AUGUCGGUAGUUGAGAGAGAUCCCGGCGGUAAUUACGACGAAGAAGGUGAAGAUCGAGACGAAUUUCACAUUGAACAGCUAGUUGAGGAUUUUAGCGACGAACCUCCAAUCCGCCACGAUGUGUACCCAGAGAGUGAAGAUGAUGAUGAAGACGGUCCAGUAAGAGCUCGUACGAAUAUGAGGCGUGGGAAUGGGGAGUUGUUCUAUAAGCAGGAGUUUUUCAAUGGAGUUGCAUUCAAGGAGGCGGUUCUCGAUUAUGUUCUAAAAACCGGGAGAAAUCUGAAGCAGUACAAGUAUGAUAAGGCAAAAAUAGGGUAUAAAUGCGUUGGUGUUAAUGAUGAGGAUGGAUCUAAAUGUGAGUGGAAGGUUUAUGCGUCGAUUCUGUCAAAUGAUAGAGUAUGGAAGAUCAAUAAAAUUGUUGAUAAGCAUAGCUGUAUCCCAAAUGGAGAGUGUGAGAUGUUAACAGUGCCUCAUAUAGCUAGCUUGUUUGUUGAUAAGAUUAGAGAUGAUCCCGACUACUUCAUGCCUAGGAAGAUUGAGGAAAUCGUAAUGAGAGAUUGGAAGAUUAGUAUCACUAGGCCUCAGUGUCAAGCUGCUAGGAAGACUGCUAGAAAGUGGAUUGAGAGGGAGUAUGAUGAGCAUUUCCAUAGAUUAAGAGAUUAUGCGGCUGAGAUUAAGGCAUCAAACCCAAAUUCACAUGUCGAGGUCGAGUGUAUUAUGGACGAUGAAGGGAAGGACAUGUUCAACAGGUUCUAUGUUUGUUUUGACACCCUUAGAAGAACAUGGAUGGCGACUUGUAGACCGAUCAUAGGAAUUGAUGGUUGCUUUUUGAAGAAUAAGAUUAAGGGUCAGCUAUUGGUAGCUUUAGGCAGGGAUGCAAACAAUGGGAUGUAUCCAAUAGCAUGGGGAGUUGUCAAGGUUGAGAACUAUGACAAUUGGCUAUGGUUUGCUAAGUUGAUGAAAGAAGACUUUGGGUUAUUUCCGAUAGGCAAAAGGCAAGGAUUGAUCAAGGCUGUUUCUGAGGAGUUACCAAAGAUAGAGCAUUGGAUGUGUGUUCAACACAUCUACGGUAACUUGAAAAAGGUUCAUGGAAAUAAGACUCGAUUGAAGCCACUACUAUGGGAUUUGGCAUGGUCUUACAAUGAGACAGAGUAUUUGCGGCAUUUGGAGAGGAUAUUUGCUUAUGAUUCUCGCGUUUACAGUGAUGUAAUGAGGACAAAUCCAAAGAGUUGGUGUAGGGCAUUCCACAAGGUUGGUAAUUACUGUGAAGAUGUGGACAAUAACCCGACUGAGUCAUUUAACAGCUCCAUCAACAAGGCAACAGGCUCUAUGGAGGAGAAAUUAUGA
Messenger RNA from Camelina sativa (false flax), 1347 nucleotides. NCBI's taxonomy places the organism in Eukaryota, Viridiplantae, Streptophyta, Magnoliopsida, Brassicales, Brassicaceae. The record is from RefSeq and is a predicted model, not a curated record.